ACCUGUGCGGAAGGGGCAGCGCUGUUCAGAGCUGGGAGAGUAGAAGACGAAGAGGAGGAGGAAGAAGAAGAAGAGGCAGUAGCAGCAGGAUCACAACUGCACAGUCCACCUCCAGUCUCUUUUAGCUGUCUGGGGCUGACCCUUAACCUUGUGGACUAGGUUCUUCCCAAGUGAAUUCUUCAGAUUGGGAUCCUUUAUUUUUCUUUCUUUCAUUUUGUUCAUACUUUCAUCAAGAUGCAGGCACAGCUGGCGUGUAUGCUCCUUCUCUUUUUCACAUGUGGGGGACUUUGUACAGAUGUGGACCAGGAGCAGCGAGCCCUGGAGGAGGAGCUGCUCAGCAGUCUCUUCACUUCUAAGAUGAGACAGAACAAGCAGAGUGCCCCCUACUGGCGUAUGUCACUGUCCAACCUGUGCAGGAUGGUGAGCAGCCUGAGGCAGGAGACGUGGAGCGCUGAGGAGCGGGAGGAGGGCGAGCUGAGGGGAGAGAGCCUCCAGAUGCUGGAGGAGCUGUACAGCCUGCAGCACAUCUGCAGAGCGCUGCAGAGCCGAGAGGAGAGGCUACUUCACGACUCUCUAGAAUAUUUAGAGGAGAACAGUGACACUCCGCUGAAGCGAAAAUCUCCCUACAUCCUAAAGAGGCAAGCGACGCACACCACCAAGUCCCGGAGGCCAUACAUCUUAAAACGGAGUACAGUUUACUGACAGCCAUCCCAGAGGCCGAGGUGAUGUGUAAAGGGACCAGACCAUAUACUGUACUGUCUGUGGAGAUGUGAUUGUGUUUCUUUUAUCUCCUUUCUUGUAACUGCUACGUUUCUUUAAUCUGUUUCAUCCAGUCAGACCCUUCGAUUGUCUGUCCAGCAUAGAGGCCUGCCUGUAUUCUGCUCCUUUCAAAUAUAGGUCCUGAAAAUAAAACCCUGAGCAUCAAACAAAAUGUGUAUCUUUGAGAAACUAUAUUUAUGUACUCAACAUUUCUUCGCU
Messenger RNA from Hippoglossus stenolepis (Pacific halibut), 978 nucleotides. It is a transcript of the gene nts, whose product is annotated as neurotensin. Gene Ontology annotation, cellular component: extracellular region. NCBI's taxonomy places the organism in Eukaryota, Metazoa, Chordata, Actinopteri, Pleuronectiformes, Pleuronectidae. The record is from RefSeq and is a predicted model, not a curated record. The transcript has 4 exons. Gene Ontology annotation, molecular function: neuropeptide hormone activity. Bases 235 to 702 code for a protein of 155 amino acids.